UCGAGCCCUAAUUCUCCGUCGCAGUUGCUCUCCGCCGCCGGCUGACCGACGGACUGUCCGCCCCGAUCGAUCGAUCCGACCCAGCCUCUGCUCUCCUUCGCCUGCCUCAGCUCUCCUCCGCCUCCUGCCACAGAUACAGCAACGGAACCGACCCACCCGUGGCUGCUCUCCGCCGGACUCUUCGCCGCAUCUGCUGUUGUCGCCGGUUCUUCGCCGCCUCUCUGCCUUCCCCGCCUGCCGCCAGAGACAGCACCAAUACUGCUGUUGCAUUUGUUCAUAUAGUCAGCUUUAUCAGAUAUAUUUAAUUCGAAAGCAGGUCAACUUUUAGAGUGACUUACGUGGAUACCAUAAUUCAUAUGGCUGGGGAUCCUUCACAUCAUGAAUUGGUGGAGAUUAGUCCCUACAGGUUCUCCCAUGACAGGCAUGAAGAAGAUAAGUUGCCUGGAGCUACUUGGUAUUUAAGUCGUAGGGAUAUUGAAGAGAACUCUCCAUCUAGGAGAGAUGGCAUUGAUCUCAAGAAAGAAACUUAUCUUCGGAAGUCUUAUUGCACAUUUUUGCAAGAUCUAGGCAUGAGACUAAAAGUACCGCAAGUAACAAUAGCUACUGCAAUUGUAUUCUGUCACCGUUUUUUUCUUCGCCAAUCACAUGCAAAAAAUGAUAGGAGAACCAUUGCUACUGUUUGCAUGUUUUUGGCGGGAAAGGUGGAAGAAACUCCUCGACCAUUGAAGGACGUCAUUCUCGUUUCUUAUGAGAUUAUGCAUAAAAAGGAUCCUGCUGCAGUCCAAAGAAUCAAACAGAGGGAAGUAUAUGAACAGCAGAAAGAACUGAUUUUACUUGGGGAACGGUUGGUACUUGCAACUCUUGGUUUUGACUUAAAUGUGCAGCAUCCAUACAAGCCUCUUGUUGAAGCAAUAAAGAAGUUUAAGAUAGCUCAAAAUGCCCUUGCACAAGUUGCUUGGAAUUUUGUCAAUGAUGGGCUCCGUACUUCACUUUGCCUGCAAUUUAAGCCCCAUCAUAUAGCUGCUGGUGCCAUCUUCCUGGCUGCCAAGUUUCUAAAAGUAAAGCUUCCUUCAGAUGGUGAGAAGGUAUGGUGGCAGGAAUUUGAUGUUACUCCUCGACAGUUGGAAGAGAUUAGCAACCAAAUGUUGGAACUUUAUGAGCAAAACCGUCCGGCACCAACAGCCCAUGGAAAUGAAACUGAAGGCAGUUCUGCCAGUGGAGCUAAUCACCGAGCUCCUGCAAAAGCUCCUGUUGAGCUCGAGGAGCCUACCACACAAAGUGGGUAUUCUCAGGUGUCAAAAAAUGCUACCCUGCAAAGUACUGGCCCAGCAAGCUCAUCUACUCUUUCUCUGCCUGAACAAUUUCACUCGGAUAAGCUUAGUGGGAACCGCGGUGUUUUGCAUGCUGAUGGUAAUGAACAUGCACGGCAUGAGCCUAGACCUGGAACUUCUGAUAAUAAAGUGGAAGGAAAGGAUUGGUGGCAUCAUGAACUAGUGAACAAUCCAGAAACCACUGGCAGCAGAUCACAUUAUGGGCCCGAACAAGAAGUAGAAGAGCUUGCAAUUCCUGCAACAGAUGGCAUGGCUGAAACAAAAGAAAGGAUUCCUGUCUAUAAUGAAGGUUCUAAAGUUCACUCUCCCAUGAUGGCUGCUAUGAAAAAGAUCGACAAGGACAAGGUGAAGGCUGCUUUGGAGAAAAGGAGAAAAUCUCGAGCUGAUAUUGCCAAAAAAGUGGAUCUGUUGGAUGAAGAUGACCUCAUUGAGAGGGAGUUGGAACAUGGUGUUGAAUUGGCAGUUGAGGAUGAGAGAAACAAACUGAAGAGUCAUAGCUGGUCCAAACCUACUUACCGACAGGAACCAGACCAUAUAAUUGAGAAUGGCUACCAUGGGGCUGAGAAGGCAAUGGAGAAUGCCGAAGAAGGGGAGCUAUCAGUGGAUAGUCAGGAUAUUCAGUCACUGGAGACUGGCAACCAGAAAAGAAAAGCAGUUAGUCCCCCAGGUAGACAUUUCAGUGCGAAGGAUGUGUAUGACUUACCACAUUAUCAUGCGUCUUCCUCGAAGAGCCAGGAGACUUAUGAUGAUUUUCGUCCGUCAGGAAGAUUUGAUCGUGCUGAUAGGGAUCAUAAGAAGCUCAGACAGGAAAAUCAGGUAUGAUGUGCAGGAAUGGUUGCUGGAAGAGAUACUUCAUCAAUCUUGUUCUUUCAGAAAACCUUUUCCCGAAACAAGCUCCUCAGAGGAUAGUUCGCCCAAUUAUGAUUUUGCAUCAUGCUGCUGCAGUUUAGCCAAAUUAUCCGUGUGGUGCUUGUGGGCAUGUUGGAGAACUCAUAAUAAUAAUUCUUCAGGUAAAUUAAUGCAGUGAACCUGCACUGCAAAUGUUUAAACUUUACAAAUCCCUGAUGUGUUUUAGGGUAAGGCUGUGGAGAUAAUGUGGCUUAAUGGAUUGUUUAGUUAAGGAAGAACUAUGGCAACGACGAGAAACAUCCGAGUGUUAAUCUAAUUUUGCUGGAAUAUUUAUUGAA
Messenger RNA from Musa acuminata subsp. malaccensis (wild Malaysian banana), 2518 nucleotides. Its product is annotated as cyclin-T1-3. Gene Ontology annotation, biological process: positive regulation of DNA-templated transcription, elongation; regulation of transcription by RNA polymerase II. The record is from RefSeq and is a predicted model, not a curated record. Lineage: Eukaryota; Viridiplantae; Streptophyta; Magnoliopsida; Zingiberales; Musaceae. Gene Ontology annotation, cellular component: nucleus; cyclin/CDK positive transcription elongation factor complex. Gene Ontology annotation, molecular function: cyclin-dependent protein serine/threonine kinase activator activity.